Molecule: messenger RNA, 696 nt
Organism: Aspergillus oryzae RIB40
Lineage: Eukaryota; Fungi; Ascomycota; Eurotiomycetes; Eurotiales; Aspergillaceae
Exons: 2
Coding region: 1-696 (231 amino acids)
Biological process (GO): regulation of DNA-templated transcription
Cellular component (GO): histone deacetylase complex
Molecular function (GO): transcription coregulator activity; protein binding
Source: RefSeq, a predicted model, not a curated record
AUGGCUCCCCCGCGGCAGCGUGCGACAGCCGUUCACGAUGACUCUCGAUCCGAAGGUUCUAGUACUACAAGAGAGCAUAAGACUGGCACUGGAAAAGGCCGCAAGGCAGCAACCAGCUCUGCGGUGGUGAACUCUGUCUCCCAUGCCAAAAUUUCCGCCAGUGUCGCCAAUGUCACCAGCGCCCCCAUGGGAGAUGGCGAUCAGUCAGACAGUCAGCCCAAAAUCCACUGGUCCGAGAUGCCUCUCGAAUUCCUCCACUCCUACCGACACGCCUACAAAAUAUCCUCACCCAGCGCCUAUCCCACCGAAUACUCCCAGCUCCUCCUCUCCCAAGGAAUCGGCCUCUUAUCCCCUACCUCCAUCGCCGCUCAACGAGCCCAACUCCGCCAAACCCAGAACACAAACGGCUCUCAGACCAACACCAAAAAACCCCAUCACCCCCACAUCGCAAGCAGGGCCAAUGGCACCAAAGGCCCCUCAGGACACAAUCCCAAGAAUAAAAGCGCAAUUGAAGGAAAGAAUGCCCUAAACCACAUUAUCGGCCAAGACCGCGUGAGCAAGAAUCACCUCGCAUUCACCGUUCGCAAACAUUUCAAUAGCGCCGGCCUCGCGGAGCAAGAGGCCAUUGCGCGGUUUUUGUACAAAGUUCGCGAAGAAGGUAGAGGAAGACAGUUUCGUCUGAGGUUUCAACCUUAG